Molecule: messenger RNA, 1249 nt
Organism: Xyrauchen texanus (razorback sucker)
Lineage: Eukaryota; Metazoa; Chordata; Actinopteri; Cypriniformes; Catostomidae
Product: gastrula zinc finger protein XlCGF8.2DB-like
Exons: 3
Coding region: 224-1249 (341 amino acids)
Biological process (GO): regulation of DNA-templated transcription
Molecular function (GO): DNA-binding transcription factor activity, RNA polymerase II-specific; RNA polymerase II cis-regulatory region sequence-specific DNA binding
Source: RefSeq, a predicted model, not a curated record
UGCGACGCGACUGAAUCUUUUGAAGAGAAACUUUUGUGGAUAAAAUCUGUUUUCUUCCCUUGUCCUGCAUGGAGACCUAGGCACUUAACUUUUGUGUACAAACAAAAAGAAAGUUAAGAAAAAAAAGAUUUGUUUUUCAUGUGGAUUCCGCCUGUUUAAGGAGGUUUUACUGAGAUAUCUGAUCAAAUUAAAGAAGAUAUGUUGCUAAUUAAAUCUGCUUGACAUGCUGCUGAAGAUGGAGUUUGUUAAAGAGGAGUUUAAAGAGGAGAGUGAAGACGUCAGUAUUUCAGAACCAUUCAGACUGAAGAAUGAAGAAGAUACUGAGGAGCAAAAAGAUCUGAUGAAGCUGAAAAAGGAAAGACAAGAACUGACUGAAGUUGAGGAGAAACAUCGGUAUCAGAAACCUGAUCAUUUUGUAAGUGCCGAAAAGUCUGACAUUUGCUCACAGACUAAAAAGAAAUUCUCACAAAAAAGAACUCGAAGAACAAAAACUGAAAAUCUGUGUGGAAAGAGUUUCACGCAUAAAAUAAAUCUUCAAAGCCACAUAAAAAUUCACUCUGAAGAGCGACCUUUCCCAUGCCUUCAGUGUGGAAAGUGUUUUAAACAUAAAAGAAGCCUCAAAAUUCACAUUAGAAAUCACACUCGAGAAAAACGAUUAGCAUGUGCUCAGUGUGGGAAGAGUUUCAGAAAUAAAACAAUCCUGAGAGCUCACAUGAAAUGUCAUUCAGUUGAGAAAUUACACCAGUGUUCUCAGUGUGGCAAAAGUUUUUUUCAGGCAAGAUAUCUCAAAAUUCAUCAGCGCUAUCAUUCUGGAGAAAGACCGUUUAACUGUGAUCAGUGUGGUCAGAAAUUUGUCUGUUCAUCACACUUAAAAGCACACUUGAAAAUUCAUGGUAAUGAGAAGCCUUACUUGUGUUCUCUUUGUGGAAUGAGUUUUUUACUGCUGAGCAAUUUUAAACAGCACCAGUUAAUACAUACUGGUGUGAAAGCUCAUGUGUGCUCAGAGUGCGGAAAAGCCUUUGGCCGAAUCAGCAGCUUAAAACGGCACCAAAGAGUUCAUGUGGGAGAAAAAACUUACAAGUGUUCACAUUGUGUAAGUAGUUUUGCUUAUCCAACACACCUGAUAACACAUGAGAAAGUGCAUACUGGAGAGAAGACAUAUGACUGCACUCAAUGUGGGAGGAGUUUUAGCACAUUAAGUAAUCUACAGAGACAUUUAAAGAAGAAUUGCCCAAAUAUGUCACAGUGA